Messenger RNA from Suillus paluster, 1254 nucleotides. RefSeq lists its product as uncharacterized. The transcript is spliced from 2 exons. The record is from RefSeq and is a predicted model, not a curated record. NCBI's taxonomy places the organism in Eukaryota, Fungi, Basidiomycota, Agaricomycetes, Boletales, Suillaceae. Bases 1 to 1254 code for a protein of 417 amino acids.
AUGGGUGUCCUCUUACUACGAACAUAUGAAUUCUCGCUAAGGAGACCUCUGCUCUGCUGUAGCUCCGGAGCUAUCAAGCGACAUAGGCUUGAGAAAAUUGAACCCGCGAUAAGCUAUGAGCAUUUCGUGGAGGACUUAGACGGUGGCGACUCAUUUACCACUUCGUUGAUUGAGAUUCUAGUCAAGGAAGUGGCAGAUCGACACCAUCGCCAAAAUGCCACUGAACGUGGUCUUAUUGGAGAUCGCACCGCUAGAGCACUGAGGAGGUUAUCUAACCCAACCACUACGUACAGGGAACGCUAUUCUUGGCGCGGGACAGGUGGUCGAAGAGGGGUGGACCUUGCAGACUACUUGUCACGGCCUCCGGAUGAACUCGACAUGGAUGAAGAAGCUGAUGAGCUUGAGGAACUGGAGCAGUAUGGCCUCGUACCACUUGAGGGCACACGUGUGAAUACCGAGAUGUAUGAUGCAUACCGGUCUCAUACUUCACGGCCAAAUCCUUCAACAGCCUACCGUGCGUUCUCCCCUGCCUUUUACACCGUCCCUGCACCGCCUCCAGCUCCUACGCCGGAUUCCCCAAGCGAUAGGGUGCUUCCCCCUCUACUUGAUUCACCCCCUGCUCCACGGCUCGGUGGCUUGACGCUUCCAUCAGCAAGUGGCCUACUCCACACCUCACUAACUCGACAGCCUUCCGUUCGCCGCCCCGUAAGAAGCAGAACGGCAGAUUUCAGUGACUUCAGUGCACGGCGUCGGAAUUCUUCGCGACAGCCGGCUGAUGAGGAGGGACCGUCGAGAAUGGAUACAUCCAGUACAUUCACUGGUUCACACUUCAGUGCACCUAGGGAGGAUUCUGACCCACCUCCCCCGGGACCGCCAGGCCAGGCCAGACGAUUUUUCCCUUUCCGCCCACGACGCUUCGAAGUCAUUCCCACACCUCCUCGACCUGCACCUAGUACGGGUGAAGACUGGCUCUUCCCACCAGUCCCGUGGUCAUCAGCCUCAUCAGACCGUACUGCACCCUCGGCACCCGAUAGCCAAGUUGGUGAAGAACGCUCCCAGGCGCCUCGGCUCCGGCGAGGCGGCCUUAGAGCCCCGGAAUCUAUGCUCUCACGGCACGCCUCGCGUCCCACCACUGCAGAGAUAGUACUGAGGGUAUCAGAGCAGAUGGAUGCUAUUGAAGCUGCGGAGGCUGAGCGUGCAGAACAAACGCGAUCUGUAUCAGAAGAGAUAUUACAAUCUAUUGGGGGACCAUAG